Cylas formicarius (sweet potato weevil) is the source of this 1532-nucleotide messenger RNA. Its product is annotated as peroxisomal membrane protein PEX16. The transcript has 4 exons. Gene Ontology annotation, cellular component: peroxisomal membrane. Gene Ontology annotation, biological process: peroxisome organization. The record is from RefSeq and is a predicted model, not a curated record. Bases 136 to 1176 code for a protein of 346 amino acids. Lineage: Eukaryota; Metazoa; Arthropoda; Insecta; Coleoptera; Brentidae.
GCCUUAUGCAUAUGUGAUACGUUGAGGAAAACUCAAAUUAUUCUUUGGUCCAACCUUUACAAUAUUUGAGCUUUGGUUUUAUGGUCACUGCGAUAACUUUGUUUUUAUGAAAACGUAUUUGAAGUCGAGUUUAUUAUGACUUCGGUAUUAUUAUCACUUCCCGACUUGUAUAAUUCCUACAAAAAUUGGGUUAGUAAAAAUCCCCAGAAUGCCUCAGAGUAUGAAACCGCCUCGAAAUGGUUAUCUUAUUUUAUUGCAGGUCGUAUUAAUAACUCGCAUGUUAUGUCGGAACUGGUGUAUUGUGUAUCUAAUUUGUUGGUGCUUUUUAAUGAUCAGAUCAUACGUGAAUGUCACCAGCAUACAAAAUCUUCCAGUUCACAGAAAUUGAAAGUGUGGCUUACAAUUAUUGAAUAUUCCGAAGUGUUUUGUGAACUUUCUGCCCAAAAAUUAUGGGGUAAUAGGGGCCGGUGGCUUAUUAUUACUGCCAUCCAGAUUUUUAAAUGCAUAGCAAGACUACAGUUAAUUUACAAACAUAAAGAAACAAUUAUUGUAACUCCAUCCAUUACACCCCUGGAAAGAGACAAUAUUUCUCAAAAUAAUACAAAAAGUUUGUUAGAUUUGGAACAAAAUGGUUUAAAUUCAGCUUCAUUUACACUAAAAAGGUCUGGCAGAGUUGUACGAAAAGUAGAAUCAUCCCCUCCUUUACCACUGAGAAAUUGGAAACCUUUAGAGCCACCCCUAUUAAUGUCAAAUACAGAAAAUGAUCAAACUGUGGAAAAAGCAUUAACUGGCAAACAAUUACUUGCAGAGACCUUAUAUGUAAUAAAACCUAUAGCUCAUUUGUGCUCAGUGGGUUGCUUUGGAGCCAAUACAUGGAAACCAUGGAUUCUUUCAAUUGCGAUGGAUUUAACAAGUUUGCAGUUAUAUAAAUCCAUUCAGAAAAAAUCGCUGGAUGCCUUGACCAGGAAGCAGAGGCUACAAUUGUCUAGGAGGAUGGUAGUUUUAGUUUUGUAUUUAAUUCGCUCUCCUGUUUAUGAAAAAUAUACUGGAAACAAACUACAUGCACUCUUAUUAUCAUUGAGCAAAAAUUUGCCAUUGGCAAGGAUAAUAUGUCAACCACUUUCUCAGUAUUUGCCAUUUUGGCAGAGUAACUACUUCUACAUGUGGUCAACAUAGAAAAAAAUGUAUUUUGUGUAUAACAAUUUAUAAAAGAGUGGUGGUUCAGACAAAGAUAGGUCAGUGAUGUUUUCAGGAUUUUCAAAAAGUUCUUUUGGAGAGUAUGGCAAUGGGAUUUUUGGGUUCGACUUUAUAUUUUGUUGUAAUAAAGAGUUUUAUUUUUUGUUUUUUUCUUUGGAAAUCCUUCCCUGAAAAUGUGCAUCUCUAAAAUUUAUCAUAGGCAAUUCAUAAAAUUAGUGAUAAAAUCUAAAUAAUAGAUUCACAUUCUUAAGUAAAAUGAUUUCAACUUAAUGUGUAAUAAUUUGGUAUUAGGGACUAUCAAUCACUAUUGAAGCACUUAAAUGGGCCAGAGCAUU